Molecule: messenger RNA, 6031 nt
Organism: Notothenia coriiceps (black rockcod)
Lineage: Eukaryota; Metazoa; Chordata; Actinopteri; Perciformes; Nototheniidae
Gene: disp2
Product: dispatched RND transporter family member 2
Exons: 10
Coding region: 91-4563 (1490 amino acids)
Biological process (GO): smoothened signaling pathway
Cellular component (GO): membrane
Molecular function (GO): transmembrane transporter activity
Source: RefSeq, a predicted model, not a curated record
GCAGAUGGGCACUGUUGGUAAGCCCAUUUCAAAAUAACAGAGCAUCUUCCUAUGUGUUUAAUUUAUAUAUAAAGCAGAAACAGAAGGAAGAUGGAGGCUUGCUCGAUAAUAGGAGAGAGCACGGAUGCGAUAGUGAUGGAUUCUCCUACAGAUGAAAUGGAAAUUCACGAGGCUUGCCAAAGUGGGAUCCCGGCGGUGUCUCUGUGCCCUCCUGACAGCGAGGGUUCAGCGGAGGCCCAGUUGACAGUUGACCAGUCGGAUGGGGAGCUUUGUGACAGCUGCAGCAGCCUCGGCAGACCCUCUUCCUCCUGCCAGCUUUAUCACCAAGUUCCCCAACCUGGGGCCUACGAAUCGCAACAGAACCGGAUAUGUCCCCACUGUAACCAUUACGGUCCAAUCAAACCAAACACCUGCCGCGACUGCCAUUUAAACCCAACAGGUCCUCAUGCAGAAGGAGAGGUAGUGAUGAGAGCGGGUCGUAGUUCUGCACAUCAGACGUCUAACCACGGCGCGGUGAGAUGUCAUUGGCUGCAUGGGUCAAAUGAAAGCAAGACAAAGAAGCCUACACAGCGACAUGUGGUGACAGUAAGGGAUGGAGGACUCUACUAUAUUCUUAGAAAUUAUUCCCAGGUGAUAGUGGACUACCCGUUAGCGGUGCUGGUGGGCUGUGCCGUGCUGCUGCUGGGAUGCUCUCUGGCCGGACUCUUUAUCGGUCCUCUGCCGGACUUCUCCGAUCCGCUUCUGGGCUUUGAGCCACGGGGAACAUACAUUGGAGUUCGCCAGUCCAGCUUGUCCGAGCUGCAGGAGAACACCGGCCCGGGGAGAAAACUGUCUCCUUUACCGCAGCAGCUCAGCAAAAGUUUCGGAGGGGUUGUAAGUGGAGAUAGCGGUGGCAGCCAGGAAACCUCCGGGCUUCGCUUCAAGAGGAUGCUGGCUCGAGACUCAUCUCCAGACACGUUCCUCUGCGACGCUCCAGGCAAGCAUCUGGCUCAGCUGGUGUUUCGAUCUGAAAACUCGGCCAGUCUCUGGAGUCUGAAGGCGAUCCACGCCAUGUGUGAGAUGGAGCAAUCCAGGAUUCGCUCCCAGGCUCAGUUCCAGGACUUGUGCCAGCAGCAUGUGAGGGGCGAGGCGGAGGGAGCGUCCCGAGGCGGCUGCUGUCCCAGCUGGUCUCUGGGGAAUUACUUGGCUGUCCUCACUAAUGCGUCCUGCUGCCUCAGCCUCACCUCACACCAGGUGUCUGAGUCUCUGAACCUUCUCCGGAAAUGUGCUCUGCAUUAUCACGAAGGACACCUAGUGGAGGCGUGUGUCGAGAGACCCAAACACGGCGGCUGUUCCUCCGUCCCGUCCCGCUGUAAACAAUCCCGUGUGGUGUUCCAAAUCCUGCACUACCUGGUCGAUAAAGACUUCCUGGGCCCACAGACUGUUGCAUACCAAAUCCCUACGCUGAAGUACAGCCUUCUGUUCUUACCCGUCGACAAGGGGGAACACAUGAUGGAGAUCUACAUGAAGAGUCUCGAAGGCAGGGAUCUGACAUACAACAAUACAACCAUCACUGGCAUGGACUUUGGCAUCAAGCAGAAGCUUUUCAAGUAUUACCUGGCAAGAGAUUCAAUUUACCCUGUGCUAGCUGUUGUGUCUCUUCUUUUCACGAUGGCUCUUUAUCUCCACUCUCUCUUCAUAGUUGCAUUAUCUGUAAUAGCAAUCGCAGGCUCCCUCCUGACCUCCUAUUUCUUCUAUAAAGUAGCAUUUCGCCUGACUUUCUUCCCCCUGGUCAACCUCUCUGCAGCUCUAUUUCUCUUAGGAAGCUGCUCCAACCAGGUUUUCAUCUUCGCCGAUUUCUGGAAUCAGCAGCUAUCCCAGAGUCCCUCAGCCUCCCUGGAGAAAAGAGUAAACAGAGCUUUGCAGGAAGUCGGCUAUUUGAUUUUAGCGUCAGGGUUGACCUCCAGCGCAGCAUUUUUCUCUGGUUAUCUCAGCAGCAUCACAGCCAUCAGAUGUUUCUCUGUUUAUCUAGGAACGGCCUCAUUUAUCAGCUCCAUCUUGGCAUUGGUGUGGCUGCCGUGCUCUUUUAUUCUGCGCGAGCGCUACACGGAAGCAUCCUCUGCGUCUGUAGCAGUGCAGGGAUGGAAACCAUGCUGCUCCAAAAACGCCGGCGGCUUCUGGGACACAAGCUCACGCAAGAGAUGCCUCUUCACACUCGGGCAGAAGCUGAGAGAAUUAAAAAGAGGAAUCAGCGACACUUCCAACUUGUUAUUUCUGAAAAUCCUGCCUUGUGGGGUGGUGAAGUUUAGGUAUAUUUGGGUUUGCUGGUUUGCAGUGCUCGCUGCGGGAGGCACUUACAUGUCCUGUAUUGAACCUUGCAUGAAGCUGCCCACCUUGGACAGCAGUGUGGCCAAGCUUUUCCGCUCAAGUCACCCGUUUGAAAGAUACGAUGCAGAGUAUCGACAUAUGUUUAUGUUUGAGAGACAAAGGAAUGGAGAGGAUAAACCAGUUACCUUAAUGCUUGUUUGGGGUGUCAAACCAACUGAUAACGGGGAUCACUUUAACCCCAGGAGCAAUGGCUCUUUGGUUCUGGACCCAGACUUUAACAUGAGCCAUCCAGAUGCUCAGGUUUGGUUAAGGGACUUAUGUGGACGCGUUCAGAACAAAAGCUUUUAUUCCCUUCCUUCACCUGAGGAUAAAGACGUUACGACGGACAAUAUCUGUCUUGUGGAGGAGCUAAUUCAGUGGGUUUCUGUCAGACGGUGCUCAGAAAGUGAUGACAAUUCUUGCUGUAACGACAUCCCUUUCCCCUACACUCCCAGCGUUUUUGAGAACUGCCUCAGUAUGAUGCUGGCGGAGAGGUAUGCUGAAGGCCAUCUGGCCCACAGCGGAGGUCUGUACUUCCAGCCAGAUGGCAGGGUCGCAGCUCUUGUGUUGGGAUUCAAAACCACAUACCUCUACAGCUUCAACUUCAGCAGAACCAGUCUUUUCUACAGAGAAAUCCUGACAUGGUUCAACAGAGAAAUAUCAGGAGCACCACACGGGCUGGAGAAGGGUUGGUUCAUCAGCCAGCUGUCUCUUUUUGAUCUGCAACACGUUUUAAGCUCGGAGACUCUCGUAGUAGCUGGCUUCUCAGUAGCCAUCACGUUUGCUUUACUUCUCUUAACCACCUGGAAUAUUCCACUGAGCAUUUAUGGGACCGUAGCUGUAGGGGGAAGUGUUUUUGUGACAAUUAGCCUGCUUGUUCUUCUUGAAUGGCAGCUGAGCGGCAUCGAGGCUCUGUUUAUCUCAUCAGCAGCAGGGCUCUCUGUUGACUUUGUUGCAAACUACUGCAUUUCCUACACCUUGGCUCCUCAUUCAGACAAAAUUGGGAAAGUAGCCCACUCCACUAAAAGGAUGGGAUGCCCUGUAGCAAUAGUUUCUGGUGCAUUUUUCUCCAUGGGGAUCAUCAUGUUGCCUUCCACGGUCUUGCUGUUCAGAAAACUGGGGAUAUUCCUCUUUUUGGUGAAAUGUGUAGCAUGUGGAUUUGCAACCUUCUUCUUCCAGUCUCUUUGCUGCUUUUUUGGACCCCAGAAAAACUGUGGCAAGAUCACGUUACCAUGUUUUUCAGAUUACAAUGACGGAGCGCUGAACUCUUGCUCUGCAGCAGAGCCUGGAUCCCCGGCAGCCUCGGCUUCGAACGGGGCGUUUGGCAGAUCCAGAAUGAGGAGGAGUUAUGACAAAGAAGCAGGAGGCUAUCUGUACCCCGACCCCCAGCGUCAGCAGAGACAGAAACAGACUGCAGCCGGGGGAGGAGGGGGCCGAGGGCCAGAGCAGUACGAGCUGCAGCCAUUGGCCUAUCGACUGAGCGACAGCUUUGAAAACAGCACCUGUACCAGUAAGCUGUCCAACCAGCCGUCUGUGCUCUCUGAUGAGAUCGAGUACUGCCGGGGAGAAGUUGGCAGGAAUAGCAUGGAUGGGGGAAGUGAGGAGAUGUGCAGUCAUCAAAAUAAGACCAGCCAGCAACCUCCAGCUCUUCAGACUUCAUCUCCAUACAAAGAAAACACCCUGCGGCCUGUAGGAGUCACCCGGGAAGAUGCAGCGAAGGAUAAGCUGCUGUGUAACACAUGCAGAGGUCAGUCUGGUGGGGUGACACACUGGAGCAAUACAACCUUCUCCUCAUCUUCCAGCAUGGAGGACACCAUCAUCAGCCACACAUUGGAGACUAUCGACCAGACAUCCCUCAGUAAAGAUGACCAAAUCACAGAGGACAGUCACCAGCCCUGCUCCGACAGAGGGCGUCUCUCCUCGCAGUCUCAGAGCUUCUGCGAGGGCCUGGAAGACUCGAAUGAAACUUGUCUGAGUGACAUAGAGCCAGGGCCUUCCAACACGCGGCAAAAUGAAGCAGAAGAAGAGUUUCAGUUGCAACCAGGACAUCUAAACGGGAAGAGAGAUACACUUCGUCUCUCACUGAAAGACCCUGUUUACCAGACAAGUAAGGGUCGCAACAGUCAGAGUGAAGAAGCCGUCAUCUUACCCAACAGUAAGCCCGACCUGCCAGAUGUUUGGAUAAAGAGGGAUGGACAGCGGGAGGAUACAUGUUGAGCAAAGUUGGAGGAAUUUUUGCAAUCACUGUGUACAUUGCUUUGAAUAUAUAUAUAAAGACGAACUGUAGUUAUAAAAGCAUAUAUAAACUACAAAAGGAGCAUACAGUGUUGCUUUUGUGUAACACUCAAGGGGAAUUUAAGCCAACAGCAAAUGUAACAUGUGACAGCAUGUUGUUUAAAAGUUGCUGCUAAGGUUUUUGCAGUGUGUGCUACAGGGUCCGAGCAUGAGUGUCUCCUCAGCGAAAAGUCAAUAUAAAGCAUGACUUCUUAAAAACGGCUUUUUUCAUCUGAGGCAAUUAACAUGAAGCUUUCUUACAAAAAAAGUGCUGCACCUGGAGAGUUUACUUUGUGCCUGGACUGGGUUUUAAGAAAACACAGUGUCGCCCGGUGCAGCCGCCAGCCUUUCUACAUGCUGGAUUUGACCUUUAAGAGCCAUAUACAUUUAUGGACAUCUGAAUAUCAGAAGAUAGAUUGAGUAGCAAACUUUCACUUUACUAUGGUCAGUUGAUCUUGCACUUUGUGGAGAGAACAGUAAAUUAUAAUAAUUUAUAAUAAUAUCCUAAGUAUUAUCGGUUUGGAAUUUGGCCAUUAUGUACAGUAUGUCCUUUGUGACCAUGACGUAGAAAGCUACAUGUAGUAAUGUGUCCUUUGUAGUGUCAUGGCUUGGUUGCUUUUAGUGUUUCACCGUCAAAUUAAGAGUCAUUCCGUUUAUUCCAGUGUCAGUGCCAAAUAUAUUUUUAUGUUUACUGUACUUAAAAAGGCAAAAAAGGGUUUCUAAUGCAGAGAAAACUAUAUGUGGGUUUAUACACAUGUCUUAGCCUUGAAAAGGAAGAAGCUCUCAUUUCUGUUUUCAAAGCAGUAGUUGUGCCAUCACAUGCAACUCCUUCAACAGCAACACACUGUACAAACUUUGCUGCAGCACGGUUAAUAUAAACUCAGACAGAAAAUAAAAGGAGGCCUUUAUCUACACGCUGCCCCACAGCUGGGAUGUCCCAUCAGCUGUUUUUUAUGUGUUAAUAGCUAUUCAUGAAUCAGCAUGUGCCAAACGUCUGUCAGAAACAGCUGAAAGUGUGUUUUGUGAAAAGGGUGUGUCCUUUUAAAAAGUAAAAUAAGAGAUGUGUCUAUGUUCCUUUUAUGAUAUUGCGUAUAUAAAGAACAGUGGCGUUUGGGGUGCAUCAAUGGUGGUUCUAGCAUAACACCUAGACAAGAAGGUACUUGUGUUUAAUGUGCCUAUGAGCAGUGUUAUUCGCAAGCUUUCUCUUUGUAAAAAGUGUUUGCUUUUGACAUAUUGACUGUAUAAUCACAAUUCUUCAAUGGGCCUUCACUCUACAGCACUCAGCAGAAAACAACCUGCCUAUGAACAGUAGAACUUAAACGAUUACCACCACUAUUAUUAUUUACAGAUGUAAUGUUGUGCAUUUUUUCACGUAACAGAAAUAAAUGAAAAAAACAUUUAUUUUCCUGCA